AUGAAUAACCGUGGAGGCCCAAUUGCCGGUAGCUCAACGGAACCAGGUACCGAAGACCGACGGGUGGGCGUCAAAGGCCGCGUCCAAACCGGCCCCGGUGUGUUUCCAAGCAUAUCUCAAGGGACUCCAGUCAUUGGGGACCACGUUCUCGUCACAGGACGCCUGCACAAAGGGCGACGUGCCGGAUGCAAGGUGACGGCGGCGCAAUCCCAGCAGUUGGGCGUGGCUGCAGACGCCCAGCGACAAGGGGCCCGCAUCCCGACCAUCACCAUGCUGGGGAACAGAUUGAAGCUGAUCGGGGGCCACCAGACCGCAGGACCAUCUGAGAUGCCCACGAUAUGCGGGGAGAUUGGCCAGGAGGCGGCAGGGCGGAGAAUGGUAAGAUGGCAUCGAAGAGGCGACGAGGACGUCAGAUGCGCUGCUAUUGGAAAUGCCGCGAUUACCCGUGUCGUCAGGUGA
Messenger RNA from Ophidiomyces ophidiicola, 459 nucleotides. RefSeq lists its product as uncharacterized. The record is from RefSeq and is a predicted model, not a curated record. NCBI's taxonomy places the organism in Eukaryota, Fungi, Ascomycota, Eurotiomycetes, Onygenales, Onygenaceae. The coding region runs from base 1 to 459 and encodes 152 amino acids. The transcript has a single exon.